GCCCGGGUUUUCCCCUCCCUCCAUUCACGAGCGAGAGGAGGAGGAGUCCGGCGGCCACUCCGAGAACCGGGGCGAGCGGUUGUAAGUGAGAAGACGCGGUCGCCCGGGAGGGAGGCGGUCCUGCCGGCUCCAGCAGCGCUCGAGGCGACGUUGCUUCGCUUGCCCCUCCUGUGUGGCCACCGCAGCCGCUCGCCGCCCCAAGCAAUCCUUCCCUGCCGACUGCGGCCAUCGCUCCAGGGGGAACUUCUCAGGAUCGGGGCGCGAGCAAGAUCCUUCUGAGAAAGAUGGGUUGCAAAAGUCUUGUUGGUAUUGGACAGCAGUUGUUCCGUCGGAAAGUCGUGGACUGCACAAGAGAAGAUAGUCGUCUCUCACGAUGCCUGAACACAUUUGACUUGGUUGCUCUUGGCGUGGGCAGCACACUUGGGGCAGGUGUUUAUGUGCUUGCUGGGGCAGUGGCCCGAGAAAAUGCGGGACCUGCCAUUGUGAUCUCAUUCCUGAUUGCUGCUCUGGCAUCUGUGCUUGCUGGACUUUGUUAUGGUGAAUUUGGUGCCCGAGUUCCGAAGACUGGAUCAGCUUAUCUGUAUAGCUAUGUCACUGUGGGCGAGCUGUGGGCAUUCAUCACUGGAUGGAAUCUCAUUCUUUCCUAUGUCAUUGGAACGUCAAGCGUGGCCCGAGCAUGGAGCGCAACGUUUGAUGAACUUAUAGGCAAGCAUCUCGAGACCUUCUUUCUUAAGCACAUGUCUAUGGAUGCUCCUGGAUUAGCAAAAUACCCGGACGUCUUUUCUGUUUUCAUUAUCUUAAUCUUAACAGGACUUUUAACUUUUGGAGUGAAAGAAUCCGCCAUGGUUAACAAAGUGUUCACCUGCAUCAAUGUCCUUGUCUUGGGCUUUGUCAUGGUCUCGGGAUUUGUGAAGGGGUCAAUAAAAAAUUGGCAGCUCCCAGGUGACACGGUGAACAAUACAAUGAACACAUCACAUGCGUACAAUGUCACCCAGGAGGAAAUCAGACGUGGAGCUGGUGGGUUUAUGCCCUAUGGUUUCGCUGGAGUUCUGUCAGGGGCAGCUACCUGCUUUUAUGCAUUUGUAGGAUUUGAUUGCAUUGCCACCACAGGAGAGGAAGUGAAAAACCCUCAGAAAGCGAUCCCCAUAGGAAUAGUUGCCUCGCUUCUGAUUUGCUUUGUCGCAUACUUCGGUGUGUCGGCUGCUCUUACCCUCAUGAUGCCUUAUUACCUGCUUGAUACGAACAGCCCGUUGCCUAAUGCUUUUACGUACGUGAAAUGGGAAGGGGCAAACUAUGCGGUAGCUGUUGGUUCCCUCUGUGCUCUUUCCACCAGCUUGCUGGGGUCCAUGUUUCCAAUGCCUCGAGUUAUUUAUGCCAUGGCAGAAGAUGGACUCCUGUUCAGGUGUUUGGCUCGUGUCAAUGAGAGGACAAAAACUCCGAUGAUUGCUACGGUAGUGUCAGGAGCUGUGGCAGCUGUCAUGGCCUUUCUUUUCGAUCUGAAAGAUCUUGUUGACCUUAUGUCCAUUGGAACACUCCUGGCUUACUCCUUGGUGGCUGCCUGCGUGUUGGUAUUAAGGUACCAACCUGAGCAGCCCAACUUGGCAUACCAAAUGGCCAGCACAACAGAUGAGGCGGACAACAACGAAUCUGUGAGCACCAGUGAAUCCCAGACUGGGUUUCUUCCAGAGGAAGAAGAGAAGUGCUCCCUAAAAGCUGUUCUCUUCCCCCAGAACUCUGAUCCUUCCAAGCUGUCUGGGUUUGUGGUGAAUGUCUCCUCCUGUAUCAUAGGUUUCCUUAUCGUCACCUUCUGCAGCUUGGCUGUCCUUGGCAAAGACGCUAUGAUGAAGGGGACCACGUGGGUUAUUAGCCUGCUUGUUAUCGAUUUCCUCCUUUGCUUUGUUGUCACUGUGGUUAUUUGGAGACAACCUGAAAGCAAAACCAAACUCUCCUUCAAGGUCCCCUGCCUGCCUGUCCUUCCAAUUCUGAGCAUCUUUGUGAAUAUUUAUCUAAUGAUGCAGCUGGAUAUUGGCACUUGGAUACGGUUUGCUAUCUGGAUGGCAAUAGGUUUUCUUAUUUAUUUUGCCUACGGCGUGUGGCACAGCGUGGAGGCCUCCUAUUCAGCGCCCACGGAUGCAGAGAGAAGUACAGAUAACAACAUAGACACGUGCAAAUGAUUGACAUCCUGUUACAUAAAAACAAACAAACACUGAGCAGUAUCGAUGGCAGAGGAGGAGACCUUUCUCUCUCGGACCCUGAAGUAUUUUAUUAGUGGAACAACAGGUGGGCCUCUGUGUCCCACCAGUGCCUCUUGCAGCUAAUUUUUGCCUUGGUGGUGCAGCUAUAAAGGAUCCCAAGGAAGAAGCCAAAACUUCUGGCAUACGCCCAAGCAACACUGCCCCGGUGUUGGCAGCUUUCUUUCAUGUCCUCUUCCUGUCUCCCCUUCCUCUUUUGGUUUUAAGUAUAUGGCAAGAAAACUGCUCCUCUGCGUGCCAGUUUACUUCCAAUGCUGCUGCGAGACCAAGCCUGCAAAUUAACGCCUCCAGGUACCAUCCUUGGAUUUAAAUGGAGGGGACCCUGCGUUAUCUGCAAAGAUACUCCCGUUGGACCACCGCAAACAAGGGGGCCUUGCCAAAACAAAGACGUAAAUGACAACCUCCUGUGUGGUAUGCAAGUAUCUCCAGGAUUAACCUGGUUCAGACAAACACUGGGGGGUGUUAUUUAAUCGUUGUACUUGACUUUGUGCGUGCAGGUAAUUCCUGUGCUUUGGAGUGCAACCUUGCAGCAAUCUUAGCCGAUAGUUGCUUGCAGGCCGGAUUCUGGUUCUUGUGAUACAAACAGCUGUCUGGCGAAUCCCGCCGCUUGUGAGAGAAGCUUCUAGCUUAUGAUGUAAUGCUAUGUAGAAUACGUGGUUCCUUGUUCAUCUCCUACCUUAAAUUUUCAAAGAUCAAGAGUACUUUUG
This is a messenger RNA of Sphaerodactylus townsendi, 2959 nucleotides long. It is a transcript of the gene SLC7A1, whose product is annotated as solute carrier family 7 member 1. The transcript has 12 exons. Gene Ontology annotation, cellular component: plasma membrane. Gene Ontology annotation, biological process: amino acid transport; transmembrane transport. Gene Ontology annotation, molecular function: amino acid transmembrane transporter activity. The coding region runs from base 285 to 2174 and encodes 629 amino acids. The record is from RefSeq and is a predicted model, not a curated record. NCBI's taxonomy places the organism in Eukaryota, Metazoa, Chordata, Lepidosauria, Squamata, Sphaerodactylidae.